CCGACACACAAAAGAUGGCUGCUGACGACGCUCAACACCCGAUCGCUACGCCACCUCCUCUGCUUAUUCCAUGAGAUUUCGAACAGUGAUUCUCAUCACAGCGUCCGUAACUAUUUCUACAGGAUGGAAGAUUUAUUUUUUUCGAAGGUCCACGGGUCCACGUACGGGUUCUCAGUCACGAAGUUUCAAAUAUGAGUAAUUGAAUAGAAAAAUGAGUGUGACAACGGAUAUUACGAUGGAUCGUCAAGCGCAGUUACAAGAACUUGAUCUUUUCAUCGAAAAUUCAAAAAAAAACUUAACCUCGAUAUUGACUAGGUUAGGAUGGUCGCUCGAAAGCAUAACCAAAGACGUUCAAAAUUAUAUCGUUUGCCCUUUCGACAAAUCACAUCGCGUGCCUGAACGAUCGUUGGAUAAACAUUUAGACGAGUGCCAAUGGAAAGCUGAAGGUUAUGGAAAACAGGAUUUACCUCUUUCUUUUCCUUCGUUACCACCGGGUGCUUCUUCUUCCAUAAAAUUUGACGAACAGCUCCAAGACCAAGUGAUACAAAGUGCGAAAGAGAAAAAUCCAGCCAUGUCCAUAGGUGCGAGUGGCCGCUUGAUACCCCGCACAUCGGAUCGGCUCGUCGCCGAUUUCACGAGGGAAGAAAGAUGCGCCAUGUACGAAUAUGUGAUCGCGAAUACGGUCGAACCUGACAUUGGCGAUGACAUUGCUGAUAUAAAUAAACCAAAAUCUUCGAGCAUAGGACAGAAGUCAUCGUACUUGGAACUGCUGGCGCAAGAGCGUAAUUUGAAGAGGCGUAGAGCAAAAUACCGGGGCGUGCACACGAAUAAAAAAUCGCAAAUAGAAAUUCUGCGAGAAGUUGUGAACCAACAGAUGGAAAUGUUGGCCGAAUACGUGUCGGAAAAGUGUAAAGAAGUUUCAGAAAAACCGAGAAUCGAUGAAUUUCGAAGUGAUCCGUUGCCAGAGAAGAACUGUUCGAUCGGAAACGGUCGUUUUUCGAAAAAAUCCGAAAGCUCGAACUCUCGUCAUCGAUCUUCGGACGAUCGUCGAGAUUCUUACGUGAAAAAGGAGUCUCCUGAUGAUUUGAAAAAAUAUUCAAAAGAUGAAGCACGAAAUGGAAGAAGAGAUCGCCAGGAAUCUGGGGAUCGAAGACCCCACAAAUCUAGCCACAAUAACAAAUAUAAACAUAAAUCUAAAGAUCGUCACAGGAGCAAAUCACGUGAAAAAAAGAAACGACGAUCGUCGACGGAUCGGCGAGAGAAUCGACACGAAAAUCGAGAAAAACGAAACGUUGAUCGGCGAUCCGAAUGGCCGCGUGAUCAUCGAAGAUCCCGAAAACGAAGUCGUAGUUGAUAACAUUCGGUAACGUAGAAAUUUAUUAGUUAAGAAAUAAUCAAAGUUUUACGUUGAAAAAAUAGAUCAAUAAAUGGAAUGAAAAUCAAUGAAAA
Molecule: messenger RNA, 1449 nt
Organism: Venturia canescens
Lineage: Eukaryota; Metazoa; Arthropoda; Insecta; Hymenoptera; Ichneumonidae
Product: U11/U12 small nuclear ribonucleoprotein 48 kDa protein-like
Exons: 6
Coding region: 212-1354 (380 amino acids)
Source: RefSeq, a predicted model, not a curated record